This is a messenger RNA of Gopherus evgoodei (Goodes thornscrub tortoise), 4645 nucleotides long. RefSeq names its product arylsulfatase family member I (gene ARSI). The record is from RefSeq and is a predicted model, not a curated record. The transcript has 2 exons. Bases 813 to 2534 code for a protein of 573 amino acids. Lineage: Eukaryota; Metazoa; Chordata; Testudines; Testudinidae.
CUUCUCCUCCAGUCUGUUCAGGAGGGAACUUUCUCUCUUUUCCCCUCUGGCUCUGCUCUCAUCACUUGGUUUGCAGUUUGAGCAAAGCUAAGCAGGGAGCUUCCAGAGCUCUUUGUCCAGUUUUGAAAAACUUCAGGGAUUCUUGAGGGAGCUAAUUUGGAAGAAGCGGAAGGGGGGAGCGGAAAAACAAAAGAAAACAAAGGAAGGAAGAAAGGAGAAUAAUGGUGAUCUGGUCUUGCCAAGAAAUCUUUUCAGUGCAAACUGUGAAGAAGGGAGAACCUGGCUCAUCACCGUGGGGUGAGGAAGAGGACUCAGCAGCUGUGGGUUUGAACUUUGGCUCCAUCUUCCACUGGAGUUUACAUAAAUAGAACAUCUUCUGCUGAGGCAGGGCUCAAUGAGCUAGCCUGACGUUCAAACAGCUGAAUGGGACAAGAAUCCAGCUUGGUCUCUAGCCGGGUUUUGGGGUGGUUGUAUUAAAAUCGAGACAUUGCAGCACUUUUGGAAACUUAAUAACAUCACAGAGGAAAUUAACUUUAUGGUGCAUGUGUCUUUGACUGUUUCAGCUUGAAGAUUAUUUUCUUUUUACUGAAAACAGCUCUACAGCACUGGUGGAUUUAAUUGCUUUUUUUUUUUUUUUAAAGAGAGAGUUGUUUCUAUAAAACUUGCCAAAGGAUUUGAAAGAACAAACCCUAGGUUGGGAGGGUAGAUUGUGAUUUAUUUUGGAGAAGGAGAAAGAGAUCUCCUAUCCCUCUUUCUCAGUGGAAGGUGCUUGGAUAAUAACCUCCCUUAGAAGUCUAAAUGCUUGGUCCAGCAUGGCUGUUUAUGCUCUCACAGGUUUCUCGCUAAUCAGCCUGCUUAGUUUUGGCUACUUGUCCUGGGACUGGAUGAAACCCAGCUUGGUAACAGAUGUUUCCAUGGACCCAAUGGAGAAAUCCCUCCCUCCUGCCUUUUCCAAACCACCUCACAUCAUCUUCAUUCUGACUGAUGACCAGGGAUACCAUGAUAUUGGGUACCAUGACUCAGACAUACAGACACCAAUGCUAGACAGGCUAGCAGCAGAAGGAGUUAAACUGGAGAAUUAUUACAUCCAGCCCAUCUGUACCCCAUCAAGGAGCCAACUUAUAACAGGCAGGUACCAGAUCCACACGGGCCUUCAGCACUCCAUCAUCCGGCCCCGGCAGCCCAACUGCCUGCCCCUGGAUCAGAUCACGUUGCCCCAAAAGCUGCAGGAAGCCGGCUACUCGACGCACAUGGUGGGCAAGUGGCACCUUGGCUUCUACAAAAAGGAAUGCUUGCCCACCCGCCGAGGCUUCGACACCUUUCUGGGCUCCUUGACAGGCAAUGUGGAUUACUACACCUACGACAACUGCGAUGGACCCGGCGUCUGCGGCUAUGAUCUGCACGAAGGGGAGAACGUAGCGUGGGACCAGAGUGGGAAGUACUCAACCUUCCUCUAUGCCCAGCGAGUGAGCAAGAUCCUGGCCACCCAUAACCCCAAGGAGCCCAUCUUUAUCUAUGUGGCAUUCCAAGCCGUGCACACGCCCCUGCAGUCCCCCAAAGAGUACAUCUACCGCUACCGCUCCAUGGGCAACGUGGCUCGGCGCAAAUACGCCGCGAUGGUGACGUGUAUGGACGAGGCCGUGAGGAACAUCACCUGGGCACUCAAGAAGUACGGUUACUAUGACAACAGCGUGAUUGUGUUCUCCACGGACAACGGCGGGCAGACAUUUUCUGGGGGAAGCAACUGGCCUCUGCGAGGCCGCAAAGGGACCUAUUGGGAAGGCGGGGUCCGCGGCAUUGGUUUUGUUCACAGCCCCCUGAUCAAACGCAAGCGCAGGACCAGCUGGGCCCUGGUCCACAUCACAGACUGGUACCCUACGCUGGUGACCCUGGCUGGGGGCAACGUGUCUGAAGCCGAGGGCCUGGAUGGGUACAACGUGUGGCCGGCCAUCAGUGAGGGCAAGGACUCCCCGCGCACCGAAAUCCUACACAACAUUGACCCCCUGUACAACCACGCCAAGCAUGGCUCCCUGAAGGGCGGCUUUGGCAUAUGGAACACAGCUGUGCAGGCCUCCAUACGGGUGAGGGAAUGGAAGCUGCUGACUGGUGACCCUGGCUACAGCGACUGGAUCCCGCCUCAGAUGCUGACCAACUUCCCAGGGAGUUGGUGGAACCUGGAGCGGCUAACGGACAGUGUGCGCAAAUCCGUCUGGCUCUUCAACAUCACAGCAGACCCCUAUGAGCGCGAUGACCUGUCAGACCAGCGCCCGGACGUGGUCAGGGCUCUCUUGAAGAGGCUGGCCCAUUACAACCGGACUGCAAUCCCAGUUAGGUACCCAGCUGAGAACCCCCGGGCCCACCCGGACUUCAAUGGCGGUGCCUGGGGGCCAUGGGCCAGCGAGGAGGAAGCGGAGGACUGGGAGGGAGGUGGCGGGCUGCUGAGAAAUAAAAACAAGAAGAAGAAGUGCAAGAUCUGCAAGCUGCGCUCCUUUUUCCGGAAGCUGAACACCAGGCUGAUGUCAAACCGCAUCUGAUGGGGUUGCUGCAGAGCUCCAGAUGCAGCUGCUCAAGGCGGGUGUUCCAAAUGGCCAGGACAAUGGGAGGGAGAGAGGCAGAUGGCCACAGAAACAGCAGCGCCCUCUCACUUUCCCUUGUCCCAGUGGACACAUGCACAGGGCCAGCCAUGCACAACAGCCUCCAGAUGUCUUUUCCUCCGGUCUCCCCCAAAUUGAGCAACCUGCAGGGAUAGCCAUCCGGUCUGCAAGGAGCAGGUGUCCAGGUUAGCGUGGCCGAGGGAGAGUGACGGGGGUCCUGCAAUUUUGUUUAGUGGAUGUUACAUCGGUCGCAGGUUGUCGAACUGUCCAGCCCGUUCCAGCGCAAAAGAAUGAAACUUGUCUUAAACGAUCAACGCAGGGACCAGUUCAAACGCACCAUCCUGGGAGCAAAGCUUUAAAAGCAGAUCAAACCCAUGGUACUUGAAGUUGCAUGGGGAUAUUUUCAUGUGGUUCAUAUGAGGAUGGCUGGCCUGCUGAAGGCUGCUUCAGGACAGUUUUCCCUGGUUGUCUCUCUAUAAAAUGUGCUGUCACCCUAUGGAAUCCUAGUGAGUGUGCUACAUCAUGUGCCCCUGCUCUGGGAAAACAGCCUAGGGUGACCAGACAGCAAGCGUGAAAAAUCAGGACAGGAGGGGGGAGUAAUAGGAGCCUAUAUAAGAAAAAGAUCCCAAAAUUGGGACUGUCCCUAUAAAAUCGGGACAUCUGGUCACUCUAAAACAGCCUGUGCAUCCUCACUCAGCUCCGGCCACAGCUUUUUCCUCCUGAAGACUUUACGGCAGGUGGUAGCGCGGAGAAGGCGAGAGAACUUAUUUUUAUGUUGAAGGUCCCUGGCUCAGAGACUAGGCAGAGUCUGGGACAGCAAGAGAAUACUAUCCCUAAUGGACACAAAGGCAAACAGACUGUAUAUAGGCCUGGAUCAGUGUAGCCCUGAGGUGUAUUGGAGACACGUUUGCACUGAGAACUUGUGGGGCGUUAGCUGUUUCAAUGUAAAGCAAUCCCAGUUUACAUUCGUCUAUCGUACAGACUCAUGCAUGUACCACACAGGUGGACACGUAUGUGUGGACUCACUUACAGCCACCUCAACCACAAUGGGUUUGAAAGAAGGUAGCUCCCUGAUUCUCAGCUCCCAGGGGUGUCCUCUGCCAGAUAGCCACCUCCUGCCCCUACCUUUGCAGGGACAGUGACACAGCAGAACAGCUUGCCUCAUGGCCUUGCUGCCAUGUUGAUGCCAACUCUGGAACAGAGGACCAGGUCUUUCGGACACUUGCUCUGCAUGGUCUGUUUUCCAGGGUGUGCAUGGAUUCCCAGGGGAUCCACAAAGAGCUAGUGGCAAAUGCAGUGCAGCUUGGCGAUGGGGAUGUAAGGAAGGAUCAGCGUGUAGUAACACCUUGCUGGGUUGCAAACCGCCGGCAUCUCUUUUGUUUGUUCCCAGAGCAGUUCCUUACUCAACACACUCCGAUGAUGUGUUUGCAACAAACAGGCACCCACUGCUUCCCUGGCUGCCGAGUGAGUCUCCAUAAUUGCUCAGUCCUGCCAGCAAGGAGGGGACACCAUACCACCCUCCUUCCUUGGGAAUUUAACUGAGGAGAUAUCCGAGGCCAGUCUUCUCUGAGCGUGACAGAGUGCAAAUUGCUGGUCCUCCACUUCUGCUUCCUUUUACUGCUGAUCUUUCUGUGGCGUGUGUGUGAGAGAGUGUGUGCCCGUGUGUGCCACAGAUGGGGGCUGGCCAGGAAGAAAGAGGGUAAAUGGCUUUAAAAGCAUUUUUAACAUGUGGCGCAUUUACAUUUACACAAUGCAUUUUACAUUUCUCCCCACAGGUUUCUCUUGGUGCAGUGUGUGUAGGCGACAGCCCUGCUGUGAAUUUUGAAAAUAGUUAUUUUUGUCUCUGGAAAUUGAGGCCUGUUAGGACUUGUCAGCUUUUGGAUGAGCAGUGUAGGCCUUCUUUUUUUUUUUUUUUUUGCAAAAUAACAUUCAUUUUAAAUCUGUCACUGAAGAAUGUGACAACUGGCAGCAUUUUCACUGACUACCUUGCAGAGUGCUUUCCCGUUGUCUCCGUAUGUGUGUGUGAGGAAAGAGACAGAGACGAGCCUGGG